AUGGUGAAGCUAUUGAAAUUCAAGGUGACUAGGGUAGUCUCACCGAAAGAUCGCCCCGCCCGAGCGCAAGUCCCUGCCGCUGAUGACGAACUGCCUCAACGCCUCGUCGACUUCAAGCGCAAGGUUGAGACUGGCGAGGUCGCUCCGUUGACGAGCUUCUACCUCAGCAACGACAAAUUCACCCGUUCUCAAGCCAAGAUCGAAGGGAAUUUUCGGAGAUUUGAUUGCGACUCUCGACGUCAACGUAUCACGUUUCGCAUGCCUUCACCGACCCAUGAGACCUUUACUCAGUCCCUCGUAUCGGCGAUUCAUGUGAAACUGUUCCUGCAGGGCUGUCAAAGUCAACAAGUCCACGACUUUAUCGCCAAGAUCAAUACAGUGGGAUCUGCCAAAGUUGUUCUCCACCAUGACGAUAACGCCCCUGGAUCACACCGCCAGCCUGAUGCCCAGUUCCCUUAUAAAGGCAGCGAGUCCACUGUUUCUGUCUGGAAGCCUAGAUUGCUACAGAAAGAGAGUAGCGAUGUUAGUCUCAAGAUUGAGCAGGCUGUUCAGUCACAGCCCUUCCGAUCGGCAGAUGGAAGUCCCAUCAAUCAGACUCUUGCAUUGGACCUGUCUCUUCACGACUUUGCACCUGAUCAACUCUGUCAAGACUGUCCUGACCUCUCUCUCUCAAUACCAUACUCCAAGCUUUAUGAGAUGCUGAGUGAUGCUGAAGAGGUUGAGGACUCCACCACUACUGGCAUUCUCCCGAACCGUGGGGUGAAGAGAGACCGGCUGUCAUCGAGUUCCCUGGAGUCAUUGAUUUCAGAGGACAAGGAGAAGUGGCAGGUCGAAGAUCGUGCGGUAAAGGAAAAGCAGGAUGCUAAUGAUGGUGAGUACAAGGGCGCAGAUGAUGAGGCGCACCUGCCAAGCGUGCUCAAUUGGCGCGUGAGUGCAUUCGUACUUCAGUUGUGGACUCGGAUUCGGAUGGACCGGUUUGAACGAUGA
This is a messenger RNA of Fusarium redolens, 987 nucleotides long. RefSeq lists its product as uncharacterized. The record is from RefSeq and is a predicted model, not a curated record. Lineage: Eukaryota; Fungi; Ascomycota; Sordariomycetes; Hypocreales; Nectriaceae. The coding region runs from base 1 to 987 and encodes 328 amino acids. The transcript is spliced from 4 exons.